Molecule: messenger RNA, 1906 nt
Organism: Anopheles stephensi (Asian malaria mosquito)
Lineage: Eukaryota; Metazoa; Arthropoda; Insecta; Diptera; Culicidae
Product: fatty acid hydroxylase domain-containing protein 2-like
Exons: 3
Coding region: 771-1655 (294 amino acids)
Biological process (GO): sterol biosynthetic process
Molecular function (GO): iron ion binding; C-4 methylsterol oxidase activity
Source: RefSeq, a predicted model, not a curated record
AACAAAAGCCGCAAACCCCACCGGGGUUGACCCUACGAGCUAACCGAUUUUUGCGUUUCUUCUUUGCAUCCGGACGAUUUUCCUGAGGUCCCGAUAGCCGGCGACGCUACAAAUAAAAGCAAACAAGAGCGUUUAACAUCAGAAACAGACGCGCACGACCACCCCACCCGAUAAUAGCGCGUUACACUCGGUGCUCUGAUGCUGCUACCCCACGGGCUUAAAUAAUCGCCAAUAAUCACCCGAAUGUGCCGCGCACAAGCACGCAACGCGCUAAAGCAGACGCGCCAUCGCGGCUUUACCGAGGUCCCCGAGGGAACGCACAGUGUGCCACUGCUACACCUUCCCACACACGUACGGUGACGGUGAUGUUGUAAUUGUAUAGCAAUUGAAUCUUCAAUUGGCCUACUACUACUACCACCACCAUCAGCAACAACAAUCACCACCAGCAUCAUUACUGGCAGCUUCACUAUCGCUGCUGUGUGCCCUGUGCAAGCUUUCUCUGCGUCGUGCACGCACACAUAUGCCGCUUCGAUCAGGUCGCGAUUCAUCUUUAUUUGCAAGCGGUGCACGAUCCGGCUAGAUCAGUACGCUGAAGUCAAUUGAACCGUACGUACGGUACGUGUACGGUGUGUACCUUACGGACUGGAACGGUAGAUCCGCAACACACAAACACAGCAGCGGGGGGACGGUCGUCGUUGGUUUUGAAUUGUUUCGCACACACCUCCCCCCCCCACACACACACUCAGAAGGACGCGGAACAAUAAGCGAUCAUGUCGCUUACGGUGGAGCUGUUCGAUCUUCCGGCGCACCAGUUCCGGGUAUUUUGGGGCGCAUCCGGUAGCCUGUGGCAAUCGUUGUGGGACCGCCUCCUGGACCUAACUGGUGAUAAUCCGCUCGCCCUUUGGACCGUUGGGUCGUACGUGUACACCUCGCUGAUUUACUGGAGCAUCGGGCUUCUAUACACGAUGUUCGAUGUAACCGGGCGGCCCAGCUUUCUACGCCGCUACAAAGUACAACCGGGCACAAAUGAACCGGUCGACCCGGGCCGUCUGCGCACCGUCAUCCGGCAGGUACUGUUCAACCAGUUCUGCACCGGGUUUCCGCUGCUGUUUCUGAUGUACUACCUGCUACCGGCCGGUACGCGCGACAACGUGCGCGAGUUGCCCACCUUCCUGACCGUCGUCUGGCAGCUGGCCGUCUGCAUCGUGAUCGAGGAGAUAAUGUUUUACUACAGCCAUCGGCUGUUGCACGAUGGCCGCAUCUACCGGUACAUCCACAAGCGGCAUCACGAAUGGACUGCGCCGAUCGCCAUUACCGCCAUGUACGCGCAUCCGAUCGAAAAUGUGCUGAGCAAUCUGCUGCCGAUAGCGGUCGGCGUGUGGACGACCGGGUGUCACAUUUCGGUCGCCUGGCUGUGGUUUACGAUUGCCAUCUCGAACACGCUGCACGUACACUCUGGCUACCAUCUGCCGUUUCUGCCCAGCCCCGAGCAGCACGACUUUCAUCAUUUGAAGUUUAACCAGUGUUACGGGGUGCUGGGUGUGCUUGACUGGCUGCACGGAACAAGCGAUAUGUUCAACCGCUCCAAACAGGCCAAGCGGGAUUAUAUUCUGACAAAACUGGAACCGGUACGAGAAACCCAUCCGGACCAGUAGCGGGCGAGAGAGAGAAGUCAUUACAUCAAAAAAAGAAGGUGAUGUGCACAUUGUAUAUGAGUGUUUUUUUCAGCAAAAAAAAGGAAGUAAUCCUCCUUCUUGAGGAAUGUGUUAUUGUUUUCCAAAGCCGUUUUUCUGUGCCGCUUCUGUUUAAGGAGCAACGGCAGCAGAAACCAAGCCCCUGUUAAUAUAGGCCGAAGAGUUGAGCAUUUUUUUUAUAAUAAAUAUUUGCAUCACUGCAAACAAUCAAA